AUGCCAAACAGUGUAGAACCGUUAAAAGUAGAUGUUCCAAAAGAACCAGAAGUAGCAGAAACCACUGGGAAUGCAACUGAAACUGACGCCACCACUACCACUGCGGAACCUUCCAAGAAAAAAAAGAAUAAGAAAAAGAAGAAGAAAAAUAACGUUAAAGCUAUUGAAUUGAUUUUCCCUGAAGAAAAAUAUCCUCAAGGUCAAUGGCUAGAUUAUGAGCAAGAUUUCAAUUUAAAACGUAAAACAGAUACUGAAAAAAAAUAUUUGAAAUUAAGUGAAGAUAAUUACCAACAUUGGAAUGAUGUUCGUAAAGGUGCCGAAAUUCAUCGUCGUGUUAGACAAAAUGUAAGGCCCAAAAUUCAACCAGGUAUGAGUUUAACAGAAAUUGCAGAAUUAAUCGAAAAUUCGACAAGAAAAUUCACCAAAGCUGAAAUCAAUUUAAAUAAUAUGGAAAAUCCAAAAUUGGCAGGGAUCGGUUUCCCAACUGGUCUUUCUAUUAAUGAUUGUGCAGCUCAUUUCACUCCAAAUAAAGGUGACAAGACUGUUUUCAAAAAGGGAGAUGUGAUGAAAGUGGAUUUCGGUGUUCAAGUUAAUGGUAAUAUCAUAGAUUCUGCUUGGACAGUUGCAAUGGACCCUAGAUAUGAUAAUUUAUUGAAAGCUGUUCGUGAAUCCACAGAGACCGGUGUUCGUGAAGCAGGUAUCGAUGUGAGAUUAACAGAUAUAGGUGAAGCCAUCCAAGAAGUUAUGGAAUCCUACGAAGUAGAAUUAGAUGGUAAAGUGUACCCAAUUAAACCAUGCCGGAACUUGUGUGGUCAUAACAUUGGACCUUAUCGUAUCCAUGGAGGUAAAUCUGUCCCCAUUGUGAAAAACGGUGAUGAGACUAAGAUGGAAGAAGGCGAACAUUUUGCUAUCGAGACGUUCGGUACCACAGGUUCCGGAUACGUAAUCCCUAGUGGUGAGGUCUCUCACUAUGCAUUAAGCAGUGACUACGCCAGUUUGGCACCACCAAGUCUAUCAAGAUCUAAACAUCUCCUUACUACCAUACAGCGUAACUUUGGCACAUUACCAUUCUGCCGUCGUUACUUGGAUGGGCUAGGCGAAGAUAAAUAUUUAUUUGCCCUGAACAAUUUGGUCAAAGAAGGUAUCGUCCAAGAUUAUCCUCCACUGAUGGAUAUCGAGGGCUCAUACACUGCUCAAUUCGAGCAUACGAUCUUAUUGCAUCCACACAAGAAGGAAGUAGUUUCCAGGGGUGAUGACUACUAA
Henningerozyma blattae CBS 6284 is the source of this 1263-nucleotide messenger RNA. RefSeq names its product methionine aminopeptidase (gene MAP2). Gene Ontology annotation, molecular function: metalloaminopeptidase activity. Gene Ontology annotation, biological process: proteolysis. The coding region runs from base 1 to 1263 and encodes 420 amino acids. Lineage: Eukaryota; Fungi; Ascomycota; Saccharomycetes; Saccharomycetales; Saccharomycetaceae. The transcript has a single exon. The record is from RefSeq and is a predicted model, not a curated record.